Messenger RNA from Podarcis lilfordi (Lilford's wall lizard), 12563 nucleotides. NCBI's taxonomy places the organism in Eukaryota, Metazoa, Chordata, Lepidosauria, Squamata, Lacertidae. The record is from the annotation of a GenBank genome assembly.
CCAGCCUCGAGUCCCUGAUUAGAUGAUGAAAUAAAUAAAUUAAGGUCUUAUGUAGAUAAUAAUGGUUCAUAAAUGUACCAAGCAAACACAUACAUAGAUAUAUAGGCCACAUGUCUGAAGCUGCACAGGAGAGCAGCCAUGGAGCCAUUUUGACUCCCAGGCUGACCAGGUGUUUUCUCUGCAAGGUCAAAUGGAGGAGCCUCCCCAUUGUCUUUUCCUUCACAAAUCCUGUCUUAAGGGUAUGUCUGUGUAUGAAUGGGGUGAGCCUGUGACUUGACUCGGGAACUAAGUACUUAUCAUUACAAAAGACUGGCCAGGCUCCCCAGGGUACCAAUCCAGUAAACAUUAACAGGUAACUUGUCAGACAGGAGGUAAACAACCCACUCAGAUUUCUGCUGUAGACCGCCCUUUCUGUGAUGUAGGUAUGAUGUAUCUGGAGGUAGUCUUGGACUCCAAGGUGGGCAAUUUAAAAUGCCUGUAUAAGGGCGGACACACCUUUUUUUUUAUUAUAAGAUAUUUAUUGAGAUUUUCCAAAUGUUACAAUAUAAAAAUGAAAAAAAGAGGAAAAAAAGAAAAAAUACAAAAUACAAAAUAAAAAUGAUUAAAAACCACUCAAUUUUUCCAUUACUUAUUUUUCCUUAGCUUGUUUCCCGGACCUCCUCAUACCUCCCUUUUUUGUAUUCCAGUUCAAUUUGUUGGUUCAGCAAAUCCUUACCCUCUUUGUUUAUCCUAAUCUUUGGUCUUAAAAUAGUAACAUUAGAUUUUUACCUAUUAACAACCCAUUUUUCAUAUUCCCUUAAAGCAUUACAGCUGGAAACCACUUAAUUUCUAUCCAACAUCAUUCUAACAUUCAUUAAUUUUACAAUAUUUCUGUAGAUAGUCUUUGAAUUUCUUCCAAUCUUCUUCCACCGACUCUUCUCCCUGGUCUCAGAUUCUGCCAGUCAUUUCUGCCAGUUCCAUAUAGUCCAUCAGCUUCAUCUGCCAUUCUUCCAAGGUGGGUAGAUCUUGUGUCUUCCAAUACUUUGCAAUGAGGAUUCUUGCUGCUGUUAAGGGCGGACACACCUUGGUUCCGGGUCCUCCUCCUUUCCUGCGGGUGAGGGGAGCACCCUGUUGCAACAGUUCAAUAAAGAUCAGGCUUACUAGCUGCUUUGCUUCUCAAUAUUCUCUGGUUGGCCUCGUUAUUUUCUCCCACCAAUAGGGAACCUACAAAGGACUCUAUAAGGGCUCUUGUGUCCCCCAUAAGGGAAUAAGGGCAGAUUUUUCGUUUAUUACAUGACAUCCUCAUCUCCAUAGAUGACUCCAUCGUCCUUAUAACAAGAUGUUGGGUACGCCUUGAAGCAUCGUUGGUCAUUUGUCACAGAUGCUAACUCUCCUGAGCCAGGAAAAGGCUUGGGAUGAGGUGUGUAUGGUCCACGCUCGCCGGUAACCCUUAUCCAUUUGCAAUGGUUUUGUUUUACUGGACGGAGCCUCCGGCCACCCCGCUCUUGCCUUUGCAAAGUUGGGUUCGAGAUGCGCGUUGGCUCCCUAGAGGCGCGUCAUCUGAUGCAAAUACGCCCUGGCGGGGAUUCCCCUCCCGACAAGAGGAAUUGAUGGCGGUGGGCGGGUCGUUUCUCGGAAUUGAGAUCCUGGACUAGAAUCGCUUUCGGUUUCUCCCUGCUGCCUGGCGGUGGAGCGGGGCGGAGACCAGACUUGCUCUCGGAGGCGCCGCGCGGCUCCUGCGCUCGUCCCAGACCAGGUAAGACUCGGAGGGGAUGGGGGAGGGGGAGAGAAGAGCAUCCAGGAGAGUGGAUCUUUCUUUUUACAGAUAACAUUUGUAUUUAAGCAUAAUCAAUUUUAUACAUCCCCGGGCUUCCCCCGCCUCCCCAUGGCUACCAAUAUAGAUCUUUUUUUCUUACUACUGCAUCUAAUUAAAUUUAUCCAAUUUUGUUUAUAUCCACUUUUAACCCUACAAAAUCACAUUACAAGUGUUUGCCGUGAUCUUUAAGGUAUUCUAUAAACUUUUUCCAUUCCUUAAAUUUCUUAUCAUCUUGGUAUCUGAUUUUCCUGGUAAAUUUUGCCAUUUCGGCAUAGUCACCAUCUUGAUUAUCAAUUCUUCUUUGGUUGGAGUUUUCUCUUAUUUCCACCCCUGGGCGAAAAGCAUCCUCGCAGCUGUCGCAUACAUAAAGAGUCUUUUCAGGUCCUUUGGUAUUUCUUCAAAGGGUGGGUCUUUACAAUGGGGCAGGAUCUGGGAAGGGCAGCCGACAGGAGUCCAUUUGCACUUGGGCUCUCAGAUAGAACUCUGCACAUGCUCAAAGUGUCCCUCUUCACAAAGAGGCAGGUUCUGUGGAACGACACCCCUGUAAGGUAGACUAGUAUGAGUGAAGAUCGAACACACACACCACCCUUCAAAAAAAAUGUAUUGACCCUGACAGGGGUGCCAACUUGAAUAAAAUGUGGGGGGAGGGGCAGGUAAGCCCUGCCUUGCAUAAUCAGUUACAUGAUGCAAUACCUCAAGGACCGCCUCUUUCCAUAUGGACCUACCUGGACCCUGAGAUCAUCUUCUGAGGCCUCCUCCUCACGAUGUCCAGAGGGUGGCAACAUGAGAAUGGGGCCUUCUCUGCAGUGGCUCCCCGUCUGUGGAAUGCUCUCUCCAGUGAAGUUUGCCUGGCACCUUCAUUAUACACCUUUAGGCGCCAGGCAAAAAGUUCCUUUUUAACCAGGCCUUUGGUUGCCCUGAUCAGCAUCCCAUACCCUUUAAAAUGUGGCUCUUUUUAAGGAGGUAUUGUUGGGUUAUUGCUUUUAUUUUUAAUUUAUAUACUGUGAUCUUCUUAUACGAACUGCCCUGAGACCUCCGGGAAUAAGGCAGUGUGAAACUCAAAAAAUUAAAAUAUCAUGGAAAAUUUCAUUUAUUUCAGUAAUUCAACUUAAAAGGUGAAAUGCUAAACCAGAUGGAUCAAUAGGCGUCUGACUAGGUAUAAAGCAGCUGAACUGAAGCACUUAACGCUGCAACAUUUUGUUGCAGUACCCCGCUUUUCUUUGCCUAUGGCCCACUUGCAGAUCUAGUACAGUGGUACCUCGGGUUAAGUACUUAAUUCGUUCUGGAGGUCCGUACUUAACCUGAAACUUAACCUGAAGCACAACUUUAGCUAAUGGGGCCUCCUGCUGCCGCCGUGCCACCAGAGCACGAUUUCUGUUCUCAUCCUGAAGCAAAGUACUUAACCUUAAGCAUUAUUUCUGGGUUAGCGGAGUCUGUAAGCUGAAGCGUAUGUAACCUGAGGUACCACUGUAUGUUUGCUCCUUCCCCUUGCUCCCCUCUUUCAUGGCUCAUCUCUGCAGGCAGCUGAGACCUCAUUGAAGGGAAGAUGGCAGCGAACAUGGAAAAUUUGCCCGAACACAUUCUGUUGGAUAUCUUGUCUCUGGUUCCAGCAAGCGACCUCAUUUACAAUUGCCGGCUGGUCUGCUCUCAGUGGCGGGACUUGGUAGACCUGCCAGUUCUGUGGAAGCGCAAGUUCCAGAAAAGGGACCACGACUCUUCUCCAAAGCCAUUGGCUUUCUACAUUUUCUCCCGCCUAAAGAAGAACUUAAUCAAGAAUCCUGAUGGCCAAGGUAUGUCCCCAUUUAUCUGGUAGAAUAAAACGCUCCUGGACAGAAAUAUGAACAAUAAAGCCUUUAGGAACAUAGGAAGCUGCUGUACACUGAGUCCCAAUAUUGGUUCAUCUUUCACCGUAAUGGCUACACUAGGGCUGGGCAAUAUAUCAUCCAAGACCGGUUUGAAGUUCACCUGAUGAUAUUUUUUUCAUAAUAUUUGAGCUGGUUUUCAACAUCGGGAUAACUCACCAGCUAAACACUGCAAUGUUAUCAGCAGCUAAACCUGACAAUAUCACCAGCUAAACAUUGCAACCUACCACAAUGUCUGAAAUGAGGAUGGAACUAUACAGAGGCGAACAGGACAAUGUCCUGGCAACUGCUACUACGUAGGGGUUUGAAACAGAUAAAUGACAAUAUUAUCAAUUAUCACACAUUCUGUUUCAUCUGCAGGCAAGCCAAAAUGCAUCCCAACAGGACUACAUCCCAGCGUGGUGUAGUGGUUAAGAAUGGUGGACUUGUAAUCUGGUGAACCAGGUUCGCGUCUCCACUCCUCCACAUGCAGCUGCUGGGUGACCUUGGGCUAGUCACACUUCUCUGAUGUCUCUCAGCCUCACUCACCUCACAGACUGUUUGUUGUGGGGGAGGAAGGGAAAGGAGAAUGUUAGCUGCUUUGAGACUCCUUCGGGUGGUGAUAAAGCGGGAUAUCAAAUCCAAACUCCUCUUCUUCUUCUUUUUUGGCUUUGGGCUUGGCUACCAAAUGGUGGUAUUCAGGACAAUCCAAAGUGCGGUGGUGUGUCAUAGUAAAUACAGAUAAUCUGGGACUGCCAGACCGCCAGCAGGCCUCUUAGGAGACAGAAGAAGCAGCAGUGGCAGAAACACCUUGCCAUGACUGCGGUAUCUAUCUGUCUGUCUGCCUGUCUAUCUAUCUAUCUAUCUAUCUAUCUAUCUAUCUACACACACACACACACACACACACACACACACACUGUACCAUAUGUAUAUAAAUAAUUGCAUAUUCUAAAUAGCCAAGCACCAUGUCUUUUCCAGGUGUAAGAACCGAGAGGUUACUGAACUACAGCUCCCAUCCACCCCAGCAAUCGAGAAAUGACCCAGGAUGAUGGAAAUGGUAGUUUAGCAACAUCUGGGGGGCCAAAGUUUCCCUACAUCUGCUCCUCAGAGUAGACCUGUUGGAAUUAAUGGACCCAAAGUAAUAAUGUCAGUUAACUUCAGGGUGUCUACUACUUAAUCAUGCAACCCAAGGGUGAUAAUUUAACUACGGUCAUUUCUGGACUGCCUGUUUUUUGCCUCUUUAUCCUGAUUAUUUGCCCCACAUUUAAGGAUACUGGCUAUUUAUCGAGAAAAUUCAUUUGUGGGGAGGUUUUAUGGCAUUGCAUCAAGAAGUCUGAUUUUGUUGUGAUGCGGGUUGCUUGCACACCAUCGCCAAACCAGCCUAAAUCGGAGACCCUGAACUUGCCAUUAUGCAAUUGAGUCCCUCUUGGAAACAGGGACAGUCUGAAAGUGGCCUAAGUCAUUCUUGUUUUCUUUCUAACCCACGGGCUGCUUCCAUGCACUCAAAGCCUCUCCCUUCAUUUUCUGUCUCCCCGUCACACACGCUGCGUCAGAUGGCCUGGACUCCUGGGAAAUCCAGACACCUGCCGAGGGCCAUUGGGAAACUGAGGAACUGUCCAUAGAAGACUCAAAAAGCGUCCGUCAGAUGCUCAGCCCUUAUAAAAUGGGCUAUUUUUGGGAGAAUGAUGAAGAUGCUCCUGUUCAGCUCUACAAAUGCUUUGCUUCACGUAACAGGUGAGGAACCUAUCAUUGUACAAACUCAAAUCCACUUAAAGAUGAGGAAAGGGAGUUUUCAUAUGCCCCCCUCUCAAUAAAUAUAACCCAUUAAAAUGCAAUGGUCACUAAAGGGUUUAGCAAUUUGCAUCACCAAAUCCUAUCAAAGGAGCUGUUUUUUUUUUUGUUCUUUUUUUUUUGUAUGGACUAAAGAAGUGUGUGUUGUGGGGAGUGGGGAGAGCCAAAUGCUGUGGGUAAAAGGUAAAAGUCAAGGACCCUCGGAUGGUUAAGUCCAGUCGCGAACGACUCUGGGGUUGCUGCGCUCCUCUCGCUUUCAGGUUGAGGGAGCCGGCGUUUGUCCACAGCUUUCUGGGUCAUGUGGCUAGCAGGACUAGACUGCUUCUGGCGCAACGAAAAAUCGUGACCGAAGCCAGAGCGCACGGAAACACUGUUUACCUUCCCGCCGCAGUGGUACCUAUUUAUCUACUUGCACUGGCGAGCUUUCGAACUGCUAGGUUGGCAGGAGCUGGGACAGAGCAAUGGGAGCUCACUCCUUCGUGGGGAUUCGAACUGCCGACCUUCUAAUGGGCAAACCCAAGAGGCUCAGUGGUUUAGACCACAGUGCCACCCACAUUCCCCAAUGCUGUGGGGUAGUGAUGGUGACGUGGGGGUAGUGAUGGUGUUCCUUAAUGUCUCAGGCCCUGCAGCAAGUCUCAGCUCAUCACCUUGAAGGACGAGGGCUACUGGGAUGAACUAAUGGAUGAAGCCAGACCCACGAUGGAGGUGAAGGACUGGUGAGUGAGUGCUGGGGCGCAGGGAAGGUGGACACCCCAAACAAAGUUCUCGGCAUCUGUGAGAUCCCAAGGAUAGAGGUGGUCAGUGAGUUGGAGGCAGAGGGGAGGGUCUGCUUGGACCUAGGCUUCAGCCCCAGGGGCAGUUGUCUAGAGGAAUGAAGGCUGCCAUUGGCCACCACUUCCAUGGCGGCACAGAGAGGGCAGUGGUUCUCAAGGGUUUCAGUCAGGGAGCAUUCCCAGUCUUAGCUGGAUUGAACAAGAGACCUUCUGUAUGCAAAGCAGAAGCUCUAACCACUGAUCCACUGCCCAUUAGGGAUUGCAGUUUGUCUCCGCUUAUUUAGAAUGGCACCCAGUCUAAAUUAGUUAGCAGAUGUGUUAAUCAGGAAGGCACUGGGACCCAUCUUUUAGUUUUAUUUUGAAUGUUAACGAGACACUUCCUAAUAUUGAGUCUCUUCACUUCCCUGACCAAAGAUACCCAGAAAUAUAAAAAUGCCGGUACCAAGAUCCAGUCCUUUUUUACUGGGGGGAUGCAGGGGGGCACAUAUCCCUAAGGUAAACCAUUGGAUACCAAACCAAGAAACACCAGGACUGGUUUGAUGAGAAUGACAGUGAGAUUGAACGCAUGAUUGACAAGAAAAGGAAGGCCAUUCAGAUCUGGCAAAGAGAUAGAAACUGUGCCACUAACAAUAAACCUAUUCCAACGCUAAGGCUGAGGUUCAAAGAAGAACCAGAGAACUAAAAACCACCUGGUGGAUAAAAAAAGCUCAAGAGAUCCAGCACUUAGCUGACACUCAUGAUGCACAGAGUUUCUUUAAAGCCACAAAGAACAUCUAUGGGCCUAUGCCCCCUAUGCUCAGCAGACGGUACCACACUUCUAAAAGAUAAAGAAGCCAUUGCACUGCGCUGGAAAGAACGUUACCAACAUCUCCUUAACCGCAACUCCCCUGUAGCAGCUGAGGUCCUCUCACAAAUUCCACAAAAACAAGUUAGAGAUGAGCUUGCAGUAUCUUCAAAUCUGGAGAGUUGUGUACAGCUAUUAACCAAAUGAAAAACAACAAAGCCAGUGGACCUGAUGGGAUACCUGCCGAAAUCUUCAAAGUGGGUGGAAUUGAACUUACACAACAACUUCACAAGCUCAUUGAAAAAAAUCUUCUGUAUGCUGAUGACAACGUAGUGUGUGCACACUCAGAGGAUGACCUCAAAAUCAUGCUAAAUAUCUUUGCAGAAGCUUACGAAAAGCUUGGCCUAUCACUCAACAUCCAAAAUCCAAAGUGCUGCACCAAGAAGUACAAAAUAACCCCUCUGCAGCGCCACAAAUCUAACUCAGUGGUGUAAUGUUGGAAAAUGUUGAUCACUUCUCCUACCUAGGCAGUUAUCUUUCCACAAGGGCCAACUUUAAUGCUGAAAUCCAGCAUCGCCUGAGCUCUGCAAGUGCGGAUUUCUCCCGAUUGCAGUGCAGAGUGUUUAAGGACCGGGACAUUCGCAGGGAAACCAAAAUGCUUGUUUACAAAGCUAUUGUACUACCAAGCUAUUGUGAAACAUAGACCACUUAUAAACGCCAUCUCCAACUCCUCGAAAGAUUCCAUCAACGGUGUCUCUGAAAAAUUUUACACAUCACUUGGGAAGACAGGUGAACUAAUAUCAGUGUACUGGAAGAAGCAAAUAUCACCACUGUUGAAGCAAUGAUUCUUAAACAUCAGCUUUGUUGGACUGGUCAUGUUGUAUGGAUGCCUGAUUAUCGUCUUCCAAAGCAACUACUCUAUUCCGAACUUAAAAAUGGAAAGUGUAAUGCUGGUGGUCAAUAAAAGAGGUUUAAAGACUGUCUCAAUACAAAUCUAAAAAAAUGUAGUAUAAACACUGACAACCGGGAAACACUGGCCUGCGAGUGCUCCAGUUGGAGAACAGCCUUUAAAAAAGGUGUCAUGGGCUUUGAAGACACUCGCACUCAGGACGCAAGGGAGAAACAUGCUAAGAGGAAGGCAUGCUUGGCAAACCCUCACCGUGAUCAACUCCUGCCCGGAAACCUCUGUCCCCACUGUGGAAGGACGUGUGGAUCCAGAAUUGGCCUCCACAGUCAUUUAUGGACUCAUUGUUAAAACCGUGUUAAUGGAAGACAAUCUUACUUGGCUACGAGUGAUCGCCAAAGAAGAAGAAGAAGAAGAAGAUAGAAGAAGAUACCCCUAAACAUGUGAAUCUAACGGGAGAAGUGUUGGGUGUAGUGAAGGGUUAACCUUCUGUGUCUCGAGGCUGAGAGGAGGCGCUUACAAGGGAAGUAAGCCAGGACGUGACGAAAGCAGCUUGGAAUGCUGUGAGCUGAGUGAAAAGUGAAAGCAGCUUUGCUACGCAGCUGCCAAGCUGAGAGAGAAGGACGCAAAAUGCAACUUGAUUCAGAUGGUGUUUCUUGAUUGUAAAUAUGCUACUUUUGAGCAAAUAAAGUGCUAUUAGGAAAGAAGAAAUGUGUGGGACUUUUUACUGCCCUUCCAACACGGACGCUGUGCAAUUCUGCUAAUUGCUUUACGACCUGCAGAGGAGUGCAGGGGAGCGUGCCGGACGCCAAGAAUAAAGCAAUAAAUCUACUUAACAAGAAGAAACUAAAAAAAUGUAGCUUCUUCUCUAGCACGGUGAAUAGUCAGCUGUGUAAUAUGAAGUACAGUGGUACCUCGGGUUAAGUACUUAAUUCGUUCCUGAGGUCCAUACUUAACCCGAAACUGUUCUUAACCUGAAGCACCACUUUACCUAAUGGGGCCUCCUGCUGCCGCACCGCCGGAGCACGAUUUCUGUUCUCAUCCUGAAGCAAAGUUCUUAACCCGAGGUACUAUUUCUGGGUUAGCGGAGUCUGUAACCUGAACAUAGCUGUCAACUUACAGAUUUGAAAAUAAGGGACAAGCAGCCAAAAUAAGGGACCUGCAGCCUCACCUGUUCCAGGCACUCCAGUCUUCCUGUCCUCCUGCAGUCUGGUCAAACUCACACUGGUAGCUUCGAGAAGACUGUCCAACCAACUUUGUAACUAGAGGUUCAACUGAAUAGAAUCUGAAUCACAUGCACCACAAGGCCUAUGCAGCCUCAACUUAAGAUGGCUCCCCGGCCUGGCUUUGCACUGCAAAGUUUGCAGCAGCACGUGCAACAAAAUGGCGUCCAGCAUUCAAAAAACCUCUCAGCUUGCAUUAACUAGCCACACACAAGGCAUGCAAGCUCCACCCCCCAGUCGUUCUUAGACUUCUUAUUGGGGGAGCAACACAGCCAAGCAACACGGUUGGAGCCUCCCUCCUCCCUGGCCGGCAGGGAGGGAGGGAGAGGAGCUGCUUCCUUUGAAAUUUAAGGGACAUCAUUUAAUAAUAAUAAUAAUAAUAAUAAUAAUAAUAAUAAUUUAUUAUUUAUACCCCGCCCAUCUGGCUGAGUUUCCCCAGCCACUCUGGGCGGCUCCCAAUCAGUGUUAAAAACAGUACAGCGUUACAUAUUAAAAACUGCCCUGAACAGGACUGCCUUAAGAUGUCUUCUGAAUGUCAGGUAAUUAUUUAUCUUUUUGACAUCUGAUGGGAGGGCGUUCCACAGGGCAGGCGCCACUACCGAGAAGGCCCUCUGUCUGGUUCCCUGUAGCCUCACUUCUCGCAAUGAGGGAACCGCCAGAAGGCCCUCGGCGCUGGAUCUCAGUGUCCGGGCUGAACGAUGGGGGUGGAGACGCUCCUUCAGGUAUACAGGACCGAGGCCGUUUAGGGCUUUAAAGGUCAGCACCAACACUUUGAAUCGUGCUCGGAAACGUACUGGGAGCCAAUGCAGAUCUCUCAGAACCGGUGUUAUGUGGUCCCGGCGGCCACUCCCACAUAAGGGACAUUUAAGGGACAUCCAUCAAUAAGGGACAGCAGGGCACUGGAAUAAGGGACUGUCCCUUCAAAUAAGGGACACUUUACAGCUAUGAACCUGAAGCGUAUGUAACUUGAAGCGUAUGUAACCCGAGGUAUCAUGUAAUACAUGUUCUUUGUACUUUUGUCCAUUUACUGUAUUUAUUUCCCCUGAUUUGAACUAUAACAUGGUGAUUUUAUUGAGUCAAAAUGAGAGUACCCCUAAACAUUUUUUAGGAAAAAAGCACUGCCAAGAUCUCUCUCAAUCACCAUGUUGUAGUGGAAGAAAAGUGGUGGUUGACGUGCCCAGCUGGACCUCAAUUUGUCCCAGGCUCAUAUAAUUUCUCUCUCUUCCUUCUCCCUACCAAAAACAGCUUUUCAAGUGGGUAUGAUUCAUGCUAUACACUCACCGUGAAGCUGUUGUCUGCAGACUCUGAAGUCCUUAAAGAACAUCAAUACAAAGAACCUUGUGUGUCAACGUGGUAUCCGGUAAGCUGAGCCUGAGUAGAAAAUGCAAUCUUUGUUAAACUAGUGGAGGGUUGUCUAUUGGGGUGAAAGGGGUCCCACCAACCUCCGUCUGCUACGAUGUGCAGGCCUUCUUGUGUAAAUACUUCAUAAAAGAUAUAUACCACUAGACUGUAGAAAACCUCAAAGUGUCUUACUGACAAGCAGCUCAUCUGGUUGACUACCUGCGAGCUUCCUCCUCUUGUUUAACAUCCGGCAAGAGGAGAAUGGGGACAAAACUAAGAGGAGAAUGGGGACAAAAGUAGUCUGCCUCUGUCUCUCCUUGGCUCUGACUCCCCCUACUGUUGGCUUCCCCCCUUCCGCCCCCUCCAGCCACCGCUGUGGGGAGAGAAGUUCCAUCCUGGAACUUCUCCCCCAGACCCAGCAGCCUCCUCCCUUUCUCUCUCCUCUUUAGGUUUCACAUACUAUUUACGACUGCCCUCAAGGUGUCCGUCAUAUCCUCUUUGAACACAAAGUGCACCCGAAAGCCUGUCCUCCUGACCUCCUUAAGUACCUCUUCCCAGAGCAAGGCCCAAGUGAAGACAGGGAGCCACCCUGGGGUGAGAUGAGGGUAUUGCAAAGCAGCAUCACACUUCACCCACCACUAGUGGCAGAAGAAGUGGAUGACGAUUACUACGACUACCACUACAGAGAUUACCCCGAUUCAUCGGAGCAUUCCAGCGGUGACGAAUUGCCUUAUGGGUUUUUUUACAGUGCGUCUGGUUUUGAUUCGUGGUACAAUUAUGACUGAUACAAUGAUGACCGCUCCUCUCCUUAACGCCAUCAUCCCUUCUCUCAUCUGCGCUAAAUUUGCACCCAGUUGUAGCUUCAAUUUUGGGUGCUCUUUGCUUCUCUCAACCUGUAUCUUUUGCAGAUGCUCUGUUUCUACAUAUCUGUGAUCUAGAAGCAUGUCUGAAUAUGAAAACAAGGCAAGAGAUGGGUGUGGCGUUUGCCUCCUAGGAUGGGACAUAAGGAAAGGGUUAAAUGAGUGUGAUGUGUUUGGCCAGUGGGAAUGCAAGGGGAGGAGUAAAAGUUAGGAGUGGGAGGUUUUGAAAGUCAGUUGAGUUCUGGGAGUCGGAGAAGGAAGAGGGAGGAAUAGGCAGUGGGUUGGUUGAAUUGUAUUGUGAGAGAGUGAGAGAAAUUGUUAGGUGGAGUCAGAUAGUUGGAAUAAUCAGUUUGAAGUUGUUAGAAACGUAUAGGACAGCAAAGGAACUAAGAUUAAUAAACUGACAAGAAAAAUUAACUGAAACCAUACGCUUGUUCCUGCAUUUAAAAGUAAACUUGAUUAUUUGUUAAUGUUAACAACUGUCUGGACUCCAUGUGUCCCCGGGAGAAACGGGUGGUGGCAGCAAAGUAAGGAAUCACAGUGGUGGCACAGGGUCAGUAGACUGUCAUACGUCCAGGGGCCCUGUGUGAUCACCACAAUGGGCUGGCUAGGAGGCUGGUGAAAACUGACUCUCUAUUUUUUAUUUUUUAAGUGAGAUGGUUUUGGGAUAGCAAGGGGUCCUCUUCUCCCACCCCCAUUGGAUAGGGCACGUCCAACCUGAACUUCUUUACUGCAGAUCAUGGCAUCAGUGACACUGGCAUAGAUGGAUCUAAAAAGAGACCCCCUAUUUUAACCCUGUGUGUUGAUCCAAAGGUGAACAGUUCCAGAAACUCUGCUAAUGCCAUCUUAAUUGGGAAACACUGACCUGCGAGCUCUCCACUUGGAAAUCAGCCUUUACCAAAAGUUUCAUGGGCUUUGAAGACACUUGAACUCGGGACGCGAAAUAUGACCUGGAUUCAGGAACUAAUUAACCAUCAAAAAGAAUGGCCAGGCUGCCCGGGUAAUCCAGUCAGUGACCAUUAAUAGGUUUCCUGCAAGACAGGAUUCUGCUGUAGACCGCCCCUUCUGUAAUGUAUGUAUGAUGUAUUGCGGGGUGGUCUUAAGCUUACAGGGUGGCAAUUUCAAAAAGUCUAUAUAAGGGCUUGCAUACCAUUGUUCUGGGUUCCUCUUCCCUCCUGCGUGUGGUGAGUGGGGACCCUGUUGCAACAGUUGAAUAAAGAUCAGGCUUACUAGCUGCUUUGCUUCUCAAUA